AUGAUCUACGUACCGUUCCUCCAUGUUCUUUGCUUUGCUUGCCUUGGUUUUGCAGAGCGCCCCGCACCAGCAAAGCUCAGUCUGCUGCAGCACACGCUGAAGCUGGAGGACACCAGGGAUUCCGUCGGCUCGAGCGGCGACCAAAUUUAUUCCUUGUUUGUGAAGUUCCACAAGGUGGCCGGCAGCACGUGGCGAGCCUACAUUGACGGCAUCUCUCACGAAGAGAAUUCUUGCAGCAAGGACUGUGGGAACCCGGACUGGGACUGUGAGCAGCGCUACCCCCAUGACGCAGCGAGGUUCGAGUGGUGUGGUCAACAUCCUGGAAAGAAUGAGUCUUGUUCUGGGAUUGCACACAGCUGCACCUUCCACACGAGCAUGGCAGUGAUUCGCCAGGCCGUUUCGGGUCAGGACAUAACCACCUUGACAUCGGACCUGGCCGAUGUGCAGAACCUGUGGCCGAGCUCGGAACGCUUAAAGCUGCUUUGGAGAGUGGAGUGGGCACGUUCUUGGUUGCCCUCAGACUUGUAUCAAAAGCGCCUAAUCGUGACGACGAUCCUCAGGGAGCCCAUCGAGAGACUUCGUUCUUAUUACUACUUUGGCGGGAACGGCUUCCUCCCAAACUUAACUGUCGAACAUGCUGAUGUCGGGAACCGGGCGGCUUCGCAUCAAGGUUUCAAGUCCUGGUUGAAGUUCCGCAGGGACUUUAUCACCGGCAACUGGUCAUAUGAGCAAUUCCUGCAACAAGCUUCAGGUAAGGAUGCUGGAUCCACCUCCAGGUUCAUGCUCUUGCGGUCCUGCUGUGAGUACGAGACUUGGCUGGGGGAUGGCUCGGUCGAGAGGGCGAAGCUCGCUCUUGCUACGCAGUUCGACCUGGUUGGCAUCACUGAAAGGCUUGAUGAAGGCUUGGUGAGCCUUGGCAAGCUCUACGGCCAGACGCCUCAGCAGCUAGCUGCCGUCUUCCGAAGCAUCCCAGAAAUUUUCGAUAACAGCGACAAUAAGCUCGACUGGACCGCAGAGGAGAAGGCAUUGGCCACGAUCGUAGCAGACAAGAGCACGGCCAUUUACAACUUUGCGCAGGAGGUUUUCCAGCGCCGGGCUGUCACGCUCUUCGGCAGCGAGGAGAACAUGCUGGCUGCCGUCGAGACCUUCAAGAAGCUCAACCCAGACAGCUAG
This is a messenger RNA of Symbiodinium sp. CCMP2592, 1173 nucleotides long. The record is from the annotation of a GenBank genome assembly. NCBI's taxonomy places the organism in Eukaryota, Dinophyceae, Suessiales, Symbiodiniaceae.